Molecule: messenger RNA, 620 nt
Organism: Alligator mississippiensis (American alligator)
Lineage: Eukaryota; Metazoa; Chordata; Crocodylia; Alligatoridae
Gene: RMI2
Product: RecQ mediated genome instability 2
Exons: 2
Coding region: 16-414 (132 amino acids)
Biological process (GO): DNA repair; regulation of sister chromatid segregation; maintenance of rDNA
Cellular component (GO): nuclear speck; cytosol
Source: RefSeq, a predicted model, not a curated record
GGGCCGGGCCGGGCGAUGGCGGCCGAGCCGCGGGGGCCGCCGCUGAAGGUGCUGUCGGCGCAGCUGCGGGGCUGCCGGCGCGGGCCGGGCGGAGCCUGGCUGGUGGAGCGGGCGGGCCGGGCCCCGCUGGCCGUGCGGGCGGCCUGGCUGCAGGGCACGGUGGUGGCGGCGCGGGGCGGCUGGGCCCGGCUGCAGGACGACAGCGGCGCCUUCACCGUGCGGGGCGCGGAGCGGGUGCCCCAGGGCCGGCCCUGCCUGCGCGCAGGCAGCUAUGUAAUGGUGAUGGGUUUUGUUCACACCUGCACUCCAGAGCCUCUUCUGCAGGCUGUGAAGAUGACUGAUCUCUCCAGCAAUCCUAUAAACAAGAUGAUGUGGAGCCUCGAAGUGGAGGAUUUGCAAAACAGCAUCCCAUAGAUAACCAUAUUUCUAUGUUUGUAUGUCCAAAGGAACUGGAAACUUUUACUUGCUUCUACAUGAUUGGAGCUAGGCUCUGAAUAUUGGAAUCUCCCCAUAGCUACUUUUUAUCCUGCAUCCAGGUUGCAUUGAUAAAUAACAGUCCACUGAAUAUGAGCAGCUCAAGAGCAGAUUUACUUCUAGAAUAAAUUAAAAUAAUGACAGCA